GUUCGCUAUUCGACCAGCUGAUUUGUGUCUGUCGUUGAGAGUUGUGUUGUGUAGUUGGUCAACAAAGAUAUAAAUUUCCAUUUUAUAAGCUCCUACAAUUUACCCACAACAUAAUUAGUUAAUAAUAUAGUGCCGUGAUCGACUUUCCUAGGCGAUCAGGUACUAAUCGUGUAUAUUUUGAUCAGUAUUGCAAUUCAAAAUAUGACGUCAGUCUGUGGUCUUUAUGGAUGAAAUGACGCAGUAGCAGAAUAAAAUAAAAAUAACAAAAAAUGGUAAUAGGUGGUUGAAAAUCAGGACUAGAGUAAAAUAGAAGAAAAUGUCUGGGUCGCCAAGCCCAUCGCGCCGCAGCGUCACGGACAGCGGUGGAGCUGCCGGGCUUCAGCCUCGAACCGUGGCUCCACAACAGGUUACUGACCCCACGAUUUUGGAGAGUGUAGCAGGGUUCAUCAAUGAAGUGGUGCCCACUGGGUCGGCAGGAAAUGUGACCCCAAGAGAUACUAGAGAUCAGAUUCAAUGGGUCCGCUUUGAACAGAUGGAACCAGAUGAGGAUGAAAAAUUAGUAUCAGGUUAUGAGUAUGAUAAGAUUGCUGCAGUGUCCGUAGUUCUCGUGGUGGGAUAUACAUCAGGCGUACAGGUUUGGGCAAUUCCACCAAAUGGCGAGGCAAUAGAGAUAAUGUCAUGGAAACACGGCACAGUGAAGGUGCUGAAAUUUCUUCCAAAUCCCUAUAUACCCGCGGGUGACUACAAAAAGGAUACCUUCAAAUCCAAGCGCCCUCUAGUUGCAGUGUGUGAUAGUUCCUCAACUAAUCCACCAUUUAGUACCUUGAAUUUCAUUUCUGUGAAAACCGGAGAACAGGAGAAAGUCAUAAAAUUUAAAAAUGCCAUCAUAGACGUGCUAGCCAACAAGCGUUCAGUUAUAGUAACAUUUCAAGAGAAGAUAGCUGUAUUCGAUGCUUUCACCUUAGAAGAUCGACUGACUGUCACAACCUGCUACUUGAGUCCAGGGUUGAAUCCAAACCCUGUUGCUAUUGGACCCAGAUGGAUGGCUUAUGCAGAAAAAAAGCUGAAUUCCUCUAAAAGAAGUAGUGGUGGAAGCGAAGGCGAGGGAGUCCAGAGCUACACAGCAACAGUGUUACAUGCUGCGAAGUCCUUUAGUAGAGGACUUAGAGAACUAGGAGAGAGCUUUGCUAGCAGUCUGACUGGAAAUGCCACAUUCAAACCAGGCACAUCCCCAAACAGCCCCCAGGCUGGCGGCAUUGCAGAUGAUAUUCAAAAAGGUGUUGUUACUGUCUUGGACAUUGAGUGUCCUUCAUAUGUGCCUCAGGAUAAAUCAAAUCUAGCUGCCGAUCCGAUAAUAGCCCAUUUCACCGCCACCACUGAGGCGAUAGUCUACUUGAAGUUUGAUUCCAGCGGCAUGUUGCUGUUUGCAGCUGACAAACGGGGACAUGAUUUUCAUGUGUUUCGAAUCCAGUCGCAUCCUGCUGGGCCUAUUUUAGCUGCGGUUCAUCAUCUUUACGUUUUGCAUCGCGGUGAUACAUCUGCUAGAGUACAGGAUGUGUGUUUUUCUCCUGAUUCCCGCUGGGUAGUAGUGUCGACCAUGCGCGGCACUUCUCACGUGUUCCCCAUAACUACUUAUGGCGGUAAUGUGGGUGUCAGAACACAUUGCUCACCCCACGUCGUCAACAAAAUGUCUAGAUUUCAUAGAUCUGCAGGUUUGACUGCGGAUGGAAGAUCGAACAGCCCUGUGUCUUGUUUUGAAGCACCAUCUACCUCACAUUAUCCAUAUCCCAAUCCUCGAUUUCCUUCUUACCCUCACCCUACCGUGAUAAAUCCCCUAGCUCAAAUUAGACAACCUCUCUUCGUACAAAAUGUAGUCAACGUGCAACAGAGGCCGCAAGGCAGACAACGACUAUCUUCUUCUUCAGAAGAAAACAUAGCUUUAAAGAAAGAAUGUUCAUAUGGUAUCUUCUCAUCAGUGCAUACUAAUUCCAUCGCAUAUAUGAAUUUAGAGGUGGCCAGUUGUUUCGCCCCACCUAGAGCCUGGAUUGACAACCAACCCCGAGAAACUACCAUGAAUAAACCUGCAAGACCUAUGCAGUCGUUAUUCAUAAUAUCUAGUCAUGGAAUGCUGAUUCAGUACGACCUGGAACCUCACCAAGCUUCCAAUGUUCCCAAAGAAAAAGUGUGUAGUGAAACGCCAAUUGAGUUGACAGUUUGUGCAAAGGCUCAGUGGGUUCUGCAAAGGUUCCCUGGCUCUGUAGACCAGCCUCUACCAAUAUCCCCAGAAUACUUCAACUAUUUUAGUCGUGAUGUAAGCUCUACUAAGAAGAACAGGCCAGACGUGGAUGAAUGGCUAUCUCAGGUUGAAAUCGUUACACAUGCUGGUCCUCAUAGAAGGCUUUGGAUGGGUCCUCAGUUCACUUUCAAGACCUACACUACUAGCGGCUCGCCAGCGGCAAUGGCUGAAGCUAAACCACUGGACUUGACUCCAUCAAGUGCAAUCAAUGUACCAGUAUCCAAAUCCAAUGCUAUUACGAUAGAAGCUGGAUCAGCAAAUAGCUCUGAACAAUUGUUUUUAGACGCAUUUCGUAAGAACUAUAUACAAUCGAGUGGUGGGGAAAAUCAACUAAAGGAGGAAUUGGCUGACGCCAUGCUAGAAUCACCAGGGAUCAGAGAGACUGGUGGCCGUUGCGUGAUCGUGCAAAUGAAACCGGCCGUUGCCAAAGUGGUGAAUCCUUUGGGCACGGUCGUGAACGUGCACACUGAACAUGACAGCGACCAGGAAGCUGCCGCGACCGAAGAAAUUGUCAUCCACGAGAACUGCGACGAGACGCUGUUCAGACCUGUGGUCACUCCAAUAACUACAGCAUGUCGCGAGAUGAACAGACGGUAUGCUGACGAGAUCAUGACCAAGAGCUUGCAGCCACACACCGAAGUAGCGGUGAGUCUCUUGAAAAAAGAGAAGCCAUUAUCAAAAACUACAAAGACUAAGCGGAAAGAAGUUGUUAAGGAGAAAGAAAGUACUAGCAAACGGCCUGAGGAGAAGCCCAAUACUAGUUGGAAGAGCCCAGAGGUGAUGAAGCCAUCACCUGAGAUGCCAGAACCAGUACCUGUUGCGAAAUUUAUUCAGAAAAGCCCAGAUGUAAUGAGACCAAGGGUAGAACCACAUAUGCCAGAACCACCAAUAGAAUUUCCCAAAAGAGUAGAAAUACCUUCUAUUGACACUGAGGAUUUCUUCUCAUUGGAAACAAAAGCUGAAAAGUUUGAGGACGCGAAGGAUUGUAGUGAGGAGAAAAAUUGUUUGAACAAAGAAAAGAAAAAAACGAAAAUCAAGAAGAGGCAAGAAGAAAUGGUUACAGUAGUACCAGAUCCGAUAAUUGAUGAUAAACCUAUACUAAAACUACAGAGAAAGCCUAAAAGUAAACUGGGCGUGAAAAUCAUAAAUAUCAAUAAUGAAAACAACAAGAAAACUGAGGAUGUGGUAGACGUGGUAGUUACAACUCCCCAAAGCAAACUUUGGGGCGGCAUAACAAGUUAUAAACCUACCACAACUACUGACACUAAUGAAACAAUUAGGAAAAAAACUCAGGAAGAUGUCGUGGAUAUGGUUGUGGCAGCACCACAACGAAUGUUAUGGAGUUCCAUUGCUGCCUCAAAGUCGGCAGACAAUGAGACAAACAUAAAAGAAAACACUGAGAUAGCUCCUUCAAAGAAAUCUUGGAAUACUAUAGCUGCUCCAAAAUGUGAAACUGGAGGAUCCCUGCUGGACAGUGAUAAUAAAGAAAAUGAUCUCGAUUUGGACUUGCCCAAAAUCGAGUUUGUGGACAAGUUCAUGUAUCUUCCUACCGAGUGCAUUAAAGAAGACUUGAUUGAUAUCAACACUCCCAUGGAAGAAAAAGUCCAGGAUUCUGAAAUUUUAGUUAUCUCUGAAUGCGCUAACCUUAUAAAAAUAUAUAAGUCUUCAGAUGAUGAAAAAGUUGAAAGUAGUGGGUCUAAUGAAACCCCAGAGAGUGAUGACUCGUGGAAGGCAUGCAAAGUUGUAUCCACCGACGUGAUUCCUUCUGAAUUAGCUCCCACCAUUUCUAGAGCGGCUAGGAGGAAAAAGCGAAAGAAAUAAGUGGAAGAGGUCAAUCUAGGUCAUUAUUUUGGAGUGAAUGAGUUGAGGGAACUUUGAUUGCUGCAAUAAAUAAGAUAUCUCUCCAUCAGUUUAAGUGUCUAGAUGAUAAUUUGUAUGUAUUACAAGGCAGAUAAUUCAUCAGAGUCAAAUAUUGCAGUGAUAGAGGUUAUAAUUCCCGAACCUUAACCGCUUAGUUUAGCAUCUACAAAAUUAAAUUUGAAACAAUAUAUUAUAUUAAAAAAUGUAAUUUUUAUAUACUUUCACUAACUUAGUCGUAUUUCAUUCGGCUUAGCUUUUACUUUAUCAAACUAAAGUAACGUUAAUUGCAAAAUGCGAUUUGUAAUUAUUUACAAUUGGAUGUAUUCUAUACAGGGUGAGUUUUUAGUGUGGGCUCGGUCGAUAACUCCGUUAUUACGCAUUGUAUAUGAAAAAAUUAAAUACAAAAAUUGUAGCCUCUCGGCUUGGAAAAUAUUUGUAUUUCUACAGUGCGAGUCAAAAUUACGUGGCGAUUCAAACAUUUUUUUUAAUGGAAAGCUCUACGUUCAUUGCAGAUUUCAAACAAAGCAACUACAUAUAGCAUGCCAUAUAGGGUUUUAUUGUCAGGUUGUUGAGAUAUUGGACAAACUAUCAAAAAUAAACUCUCAACUUUGAUAACUCGCACCUCCGCAACUGUCAUAGCUAGAGAACUGGAUUUUUCGUUAAAAAAUUGUAUACUCUCAUCGUUCCUUUCACCCCUACUUAUUUUUUCAUUAUUAGUUUUUUUUAGUUUAGUCAAGAUAAUCAAGAACGCAAUGAUUUUCCUUUCCAUGAACUUUUUUCUGAUAUAAGGUUUAUGGGGGUUUGUAUGACUAGUUUUUGACUUUGCUAAAAACAUAGGGACACCUUUUGACUUUUCGACUUUAUUGCAUAAGGCUAAGUACGAGUAGACUAAUUUAAAAAGAAAAUUUGCCAAUCUUAACUGCCGUUACCAUCUAAAUGCUAUUUUUUAGUUUGGAAGGAAUUGUAAUAUUGACUUACAAAGAGGUUAGCUGUAACCCAAAAACCGGUCGUACAAAACCCCAAAAGCCUCAUAUCAAUAGAAGCUUGUGAAACGUGAAUCAAGGAAUGUGAAAAUGCACAGGAUGUUCCAUUUAAAGAUUGUUCGAUCACCCUGUAUAAACUGAAAAAGUAGGUGCAUAGGAACAAAACAUGGUAUCAUAUAUUAAAUUGCUUCAUUUGAAAGCGUGUAUGUAAAUCUGUAAUCAAAUGUAAGCUUUCCAUGUAAAAAAGUGCAUGUUAGGGUCACCGCACAGUUAUGAAUCACCCUCUAGAGAUAAAAAUAUUUUAAAAGCAAGUUGCAUACGGUUGGCUAUAAUUUUUAUAAAUAACCUUUUUAGAUACUAUGCGCAAUAACAGAGUUAUCGACUGAGUCCUCACUAAAAACUCACUCUGUAUAUCGUUUUAUGUUUAACUGCUUUUUGAACAAAAAUAGUUUGCCUUAGAAUUCAAUUACUUGAUGCCAAUCUGUGUAUUUUUUCUCUAUCUUAAUUUUAUAUCCAAACCAAAAAUUGUUAUUCUACAUGUGUAUGUUCAGUAUUCAUCAGAUCUGCAACUAUGUAAUGUUUAGUUUUGGAUCUGCAAAGUUCCCUACACAGGUUUUAUUAUUUUAUUAAUCUAGAGUAAACUUGUAAAUAUACAAUAAAGGUCAGUUUCAUGAGUUGUAAGAAAGGUGGUUGGAAUUAUAGAUUGUAGGCUUAAAAAGACUUUAAUGCUUUUUCUAAUGACCCAAUCCUGUCUCAACAUAAAAAGGUGAGCAAACAAUUAAAAAACAUGUAAUCAAUCGUAAAAAAAGUAGAAACUCAGAAAAUGAGACAGGUUCAAGUUUUAAAUAUUUGAGUUCUGUACUGGCCUGACAGAUAUAUUCUUACAUUUCUGUAUGGUUCUUUUGUACAAUUUAAAAAUGGAUUUUAUCUAUUUAUCGAUCGAAUUGAUUGAAAUAAACUAAUUUUCACAUUUUAUAAAAAAUGAUGUACUGGUGUUGGCAUAUACACAUAUUUUGAAGCAAUCUUUGUUUUAGUUCUGUUGACUGAACCAGUUAUUAAUGUAGUUUAUCUCCUAUACUCACUAUUUUUAUAAAACUAAGAAUUAUUUCAUAACUCUCACAGGUAUUGCAGAAUAGCAUGCUAUAAAAUGUAACAGAGUACCAGGAACAAAACAUAUGGAAUUUGACAACUGGUCAAUUUAAAAAAAAUCAUAUAAUGACAGAUUAUCAUGUGCUGAACUCACGUUCUAAUGGGCCCAAAACUCAGAAAUGGAUAUACAGGAUGUUGAAGUUUGGUGCUGUAGCAGCUGUGGGUAUUUAUGCCUGCACCGUUUUACGAAAACUAUCUCGUCUUCAAUGUACUCAAAGAAAUUAACGAUAUAAUAAAAAUCACCUGGACUCAAACAAUAUUUAGGGUGUCUAACGAAAAUGGUAAGUGUUUUAAUGGAACACCCGCUAUUAUAUUAGAUAUUUGGACAGACCUUUCGAAAACAAGAAGAUACACAGUAGGUUUGUGUGUCAUUUGUUUAGAUAUUAUUUUUGAAGGCUUUGAUUUCAGCCAUUCUGGGUAGGUUUUUACUGAAUUUGGGAAGAGGAUGAAAAAGAACGCCAAUUUUAUCACGGUGCUGCAAAAUGCAAAACGUUGUUUAUAAAAUUUAAAUGGAAUAUUCCGUAUAUUUUUACACCUUCAGAUUUGCGUUUUUAUAGGUAUCUUCUGGUAAUCAUUUUAAUACUUGUUUAUUAAAACGGUUAUCUGAUUAUACUUGAGAAAAUACAGGGUGGCCGAUAUGUAACUGACUGGUUUGUAUCUUAAAUAUUUAUGAACUAAAAUAAAAUACGUCCAUUUUUUUCAACUUAAUCUUUUAUUGAAAAAUAAUAUCAGACAAACGUCCGCCUCUAGAAGCCUCGUAAACCUGAACCCUCGUGGUUACAUUUUCCAUCACUUUUUGGUAGGUUUCGGAAGGAAUAUUUUCAACCGCGUCUCUACAGUAUUUGGUUUGUUGGCAUAAACCCUAUUUUUCCAUAAAAAAGUCAGGAGCCGUUAAAUCCGGUGACCUUGGUGGCCAGUUGACAACAUCACCAAAUCGAGAAAUUAAACGUACCGGAAAUAUUGUUCGCAGAAGAUUCAUCGUUUCCAUAGCCGUGUGACAAGUUGCUCCGUCCUGCUGGAACCACUUAUAAAGUUUUGCACCAUAUCACGGUAGCGCUCGCCAGUGACAGUAAGAGCAGCGUCUUCAAAGAAGUAAGGUUCAUCGACACCUCCAUACCAAACACCGCACCAAACUGUGACUCGACGCGAAUUUAGUGGUCGUUGAUGGAUGACACGAGGCCUCUCUAAUACCCAGAAGGAUGUCUGGUAGAUGUCUCAGGGCGCUCCACUACACUUUCACGAACUUUCUCGAUAUUUUCUGGAGUAUGAACAGUUCGAACACGGCCCGACCUUGGCUUUGUUCAAAUUUCCUCACCAACUGACGAAUGGUAUUGACAUUGGGCACAUUAUUCCGACCUAAACUUUAUCGUAGCUUCCGAAUCGUUGCAACAAUCGACUCAUUAUUUAAGUAAAACGUUUUAACAAUACGGACGCAUUGUGUGAUAGUUUAGCGCUACAGAUGAAUUGGACACGUGCUUUAAACAACUACUACGGCGCCACCUACUGAAAUGCGUGUAUCAAAAAUGGUGAGCAGUUUAAAUCAGUCAGUUAUAUAUUGUCCACCCUGUAUAGAGCGUUCUUUUAUUAAACGACUUUCCCUUUUCGUUGGGACGCCUGUAUAUAUUGUAUGUAUUUACGUGAAUUUUAUUAUAUCGUCAAGUCUACAAGACCAGUUAGUUUUAGUAAAAUUUGCUUAUCUAUGUGGGCUAAGGCACCAAACUUUAACACCCUUUAUCUCAAAUAGAAAGCAUUUCUGCUGGGCUUUAGGCCCAUUGUAACGUGCGAUCAGUGCAACAUGAUCUAUUAAUAUAAGAAUUUUCACUAAAAGUGACUGGUAGCCAAUUUUCAAAUUAUUUGUGCAUGGUACUUACUUGCUGCCCGCCACAGUCUUGUCUAAAAUAACUACAUGGAUUUAAUUCAUAUGUUUUCAAGUGACCAAAAAGCCGACAACUUGCGUAAUAAGAUUUUGAAAGAGCAUAAAUAACCAUAGUAAUAAUUUAGGUAAGAUAUUUAGUUUUAUUUGUGCACAUUUAUUUUUAAGUCCUGUAUAUAGUUUUUAUUUAAGCUUCCGACCGAACCUCAAAACACGGUUGGCUUGUCAAAAUGUUAGUACUUUCGACAAUGCUAUGUAUAUGCCUUUAUGCGCCUGAAUGGCGGCGAAAUAAUGUCGAAUAUAGUUGAAUGCUGGUUGAAAAGCUAGUGAAGGUGAAAGUGAGUCAAAUAUAAUUGAAUGAUUAAUUUUACCUUGUGGAAGAUAUCUGUUAAUGUCUGUGUAGUUUGUUUUUUGUUUUGCUGAAAUGUACCUUUUAUAUAUUCUUGUGAGUUUUUACGUAGUUUCAGAAAGUUAGAUGGAAAAAUGACACACUUCAAAUAUUUUUUUUUUUUGUAAAUUUAGAGAUUGAUUCUGUCGUUUACAAAAAAUCAAAGUUGAACUUUGAACACCAUUAAGUGAGCCUUUCCUGUUUAACAUCCAGCUUUCAAAAAUAUUCAUAUAUAUUCAUAUUCAUUUUCAAUAAUAUUUGAACUCAAUGUAUUUUUUCAGUAUCUGAAUCCAUUAAGCUGUAUAUUUAUAUGAAUAUUAUUGUGUGUUCUGCAUCAUGAGUAUUUGCUGGCAAAUACAUUUCCAAAUUUAUGUCAUGCAUUGCUUAUUGUAAUUUUGAGUGUAAUUUAUUUGUGUUCUUGAAUAUUAAAUCCAUCUAUAUUGACAUUGAUAUUUUUACAUUGUGACUGAAGCUACAUUAUUAGAACCUAAAAUGAUGAUGAGUGAAAAUUUACAUGGCAAGCUAUGUAUGUCAGAAGGUAUGCUUUGAGUUUAGCUCAAUUUUGUAUUCUGGGUGCCUAAUUUCUUAUGAUUUAUAUUGUAGCAAGUACCAACUAAGAUAAUUCAAAACUAAAUUGAAAUAUAUGAAACUAGUGACUUCAGCUGCUCUUUAUACCUGGUGUUUCUAAUUCGACACUUACUCAUUGGGAUCUCGGAAACGGUAUGAAAUACGGAGUCGAUUAAAUGGGAGUAAGGUGGCGCAUUUACGUAAUUCCAAAAAGUGUACUCCAAAAGCUUAGCAAUCUAGAUUAUUUUCGGAUGUAGUUGACAGAAACCGAAUUUUCUCAAAACCGUUUAAUAUUUACCUGCCUUUAUGUGAGAUGAGAUUUUAAAAUAAAAAUCACAUUAAUAUCGCAAUUUUUUCUCCUCUACCAGGUGCCAUGAUUAGAAUUUCAAAAUGACGUUAUGUCUCUUGUCCCCAAUUAUCAACUUUAUUUUUUCUUAGAGGCGCCAUAUGGCUUUUUUGUACAGGUGAAUAGAGUUUUUAGUUAUGAUUCCAAAAAUGCAUAAUAUGUAAUACACUGGUAUUGCCAAUCCUUAGUAAGAAAAAAUGAAGUUGAUGAUUAAGGAAAGAAGACGAAGCGUCAUAUUGAACUUCUAAUCAUUCCAUCUUGUAAACGAGAAAAAGUGGCAAUGCUAAUGUAAUAUUUUAUUUUGAAACCCCAUCUGAAAUAAAGCCAGCAAAAAAUUGAGACGAUUAUGGGAAAAUUCGUUUUUUGUUUGUUUUGUAACGAGCUUAAUCUCGUUGUUCGGCUGACUGAGGCAACGUAGAUCUCUUGAAAAUGCUAAUUCCCGUUGGGCGGCAGCCUUCUUUUUAAAGUGCGGAGACAGCAGUUUUUUCUUCACGAACUUCUGUGAAGAGGACCUACUUAUGUUCUCUCAAUUUUUACUUCUCAGAGGUGCUUCUUAAAUGAAACGAGGAUGAAGUUUCCACGGCAACUUAUUGAACCAAACUUUUAGUCUUCGUACAAUGUACAGAUCUUGUUACGACUAGAUUUGUUAACUAUUGUCUUAGCGGUUGUAUGCGGAAGGUAUGGUUGGUUAACAGGUAGCCCCAGAUUUGUGCCAGAGCUAUUACUAAAACCGAGCAACACGUUAGCAAGCAGCAGUGAGAGAUUAGGCAGUGAGUAGGUAGCGUGCGACAAAAAUGAUAGUAACGUGAAUCGCAAAAGCGGUGCGAUUUGGCCCACGACGUCAGUGAUUUCUGCAGUGCGGUGCAGACGGAGUUAUGUGAUCAGGCGUACGCUAAUGUGAAGAGCAAAAUAGAGAAUCACCCCUAAAACAAUGCAGUAUCUUUACACAGCUAGAGUAAAUUUGUAGUAUUCCAGCAUUGCCCCCGAUCGUCGUUCUCCGAACAGGUGAUUGUAUCUAAAGCCUUGUCAAGAGUACGGUACGGUUUUGCACUCUACAGAGAUGAACUACAUGCUUUAAACGGUACUUUCCCAAUGGAUAGAUGCAGGGUGUUAUUAACGAUUCGGUGAAAUGGAGUAACGGCCCUUCGUUUACUCACCAGAAAACGCACCGGUUGGAAUUGUAAAAAAAAUAAUAGUUGAAAACAACGAACAGAAUUUUGGAUAACUAAAAUGAUUCCCUAGGAUCAAAACUCGGAUAUUCUAUUACAUUCGGUUACUUAGGUUAUUUAGCUAAGUGCGAAAAGUCACAAUUUUUGAAACACAACUUGUAAAAUAAAAUGCGGUACCUGAUCACACGUCAUUCCAAGUUUCUCUUACCUCGGUGUCUAUUUUAGCUUCUGCUUGUGCAACGGGGUACUGUCCACUGGGACGGCCGAUACCAGAGUGAGUUUUUUGAGCUAUUAUAGUCCAUAUUUACACUCGGGGUACUGACGUCACCCAGCCAUUCGAUUAAGCGCGUACUGUUUUAAGAAAUUUUAUGUUUUCGAGAACUUUCUAGUAACAAUGAAUGUUUUCGUAUCGAAAACCCCCUCAAUUUUUGUUUUCCUAGAUCCUAAAUUUUCAGGCGAAAUUUUGAAUACAUUCUAGAUGCUAUGUAUAGGAUAUUAUGAACCACAGGGUUGUUCUACCCUCUAGUAGCACUCACAUUCUAGAUGCUAUGUAUAGAAUAUUACAACCUUGCCACAGGGUUGUUCUACCCUCCAGUACUACUCACACACCUAAAAAUUUGCAUGUCAUUCUUCUGUGCAACCUUUGCUACUCUGUCUGGCACAUCGCAAUCAAGGAAAACAUUCCCAUUGCCAGAAAUAAAGAAACUGCUUGUAAUCGGUGGCUGUGAAUCUCGAAAAGGACUCGGCUACUGAGGUCGUAAAAUCUUCGAGCUACCUGAAACAGCGUUUCCCCCAACUGGGGUAAAACAUCCAACAGUUCAUUCAUGUCCACAGUUCCUAAGUUUUGGUAAAAGCAAUUUUAAGUCUUCAGUUCUCGGUCAGUUUUCCUAAUCUCCACCGCUGUCCUGGGUGUCGGAUUCUAUGAUUACCGGUAUCGCACCUCCUUUGGUUAAAAUCCACGAGGGGCCACACGUCCAGGGCUUCAACUUACACAGACCCCAGAAUCCAACACACUAAGAUGGAAUGUGUUUCCGAAUUACCAGCAAUCCACGUCUCUUCACUGAAUGCCGGUUACUAUGACUCUUUUGGGGCCACGUGUCUAGAGGUUUAACAGCAUCGGAUUAAGAGACCAACACAAUAAGACGGAACGUGACACAAUUGACUAGGUUUUCGGUUGGUGCACUGGGAGUCUUUUGGACGCCGCAGCUCCUUCGGUUAUAAUCCACGAAGGGCCACGCGCUCAGAGGUUUAGCUAUAUAAAAUACAAAAGACCAACACACAAGGAUGGAAUUGAGAAUCACUAGUUUUUUUUUCUUUUUCUUAUAUUCCGACUACCACGAAGGCCUAAGCCGUAAACACCCAUGGGAUACAGGCGAAAGGGAGAACGCCACACAUUCUGUCCCCGCCUACGAGAUCCGCCGGGUGGUACCUCUGCGUUCGACAGUCACAGACAGUCUACCACCUAUGGACAAUCACAACAUCCAUAGCCAAGAGAAACAUUUCUCUUGGGAUGGGAUUCGAACCCGCUCAGCGCACGGCACGACCGAAGAGUCUAGUACUGCGGCCACCGCUACUGCCUAGUUGUUACCAUAUGUAAGAUCUAAAUAUUGGUCGAUUUAAUGAAUCGAAUUUAUUAUCUGAAAUAGAGGCUCCAGAUGUGUCUACAGAGAAUCAAUAAUAAUUAAGAUUGCGGUGUCUAACGGUUCCUUACACCAAUGAGAGUGUACGCUAAUUCGAAGCGAUUUGGCCCUCAACGACAGUGAUUUCUGCGAUGCGGUGCAGACGGAGUAUGUUAUGUGACCAGGCGUUCCCUAAUUUCCGGCACAAACAAAACGGUUCGGUUGCCCUAGCCCUGAUUAUGGCUAAACACUCCCAGCUCGUUAUGUAUCAGUAAGCUUGGUCUAUAGGUCUGUUGUUAUUAUCUGAAAGUAGAGGCACCAGACGGGUCUAAAAUGUACGCUAAUGCGAAGAGCAAAAUAGUGGAUUAUCCCUAAAAUAAUGCAGUAUUUUUACACAGCUAGAGUUAAUUUGUACUAUUCCAGCAUUACCCCCGAUCCGAAAAGGUGAUUGAACCCAGAGCCCUGUCAACGGUACGGUGCGAUUUUGCGGUACAGAAUGAUGAAUUUAUAGCCCGACGAACAAAGUUUUAGAUAACUUAAAUGGUUCCCUAGAUAUCACAAUAUCUAAACUCAAAUAUUCUAACACUUUUGGAUACAUAGGUUAUUUGGUCAAGUCCGAAAAUAACUUCUUCUCGGCAGUAUUUGUCGAACAAAAUCUAUCACAAUUUUUGAAUCACAAGAGCUCCUCUUACCAUGGUUUCGGAAUCUGCGCCAUUUUAUACUACAAUGUGUAGGUUGGCUCUUGUUGUGGACUUCCUCUCCAUCUUUCUUUCCUCAGGUUACACCCGUAUCCGGAUGUAUGGGCAUGUGUAGUUGCAUAUGUGCAUUCAUUUCGGGCCUGAUGAAGCCAACCAGCAGAAAUACGUAUCGCUCGGGUUACCUAUCCUAUUUUCUGCUCGAAUCCACUUUUUGCGGAUUUUGUCCAUUAUUUUCCUAUUUUUGUUAUAUACCUUUCUCCGCAUGAUAAUUUUCUCUUUGUAGAUCCUUUGGGCUUGAAAUACCACAGCAAGUGGCUAUAACCGGCCGUGUGGUUGUGGUUAUUUGUCGCCUUGAAAAUUCGAGGUCUUCUAGCCAUUUUAUACUACAAUGUGUAGGUUGGCUCUUGUUGUGGACUUCGUGUGACUUUUUUCCUCUCCAUCUUUGUUUCCUCAGGUUACACCCGUAUCCGGAUGUAUGGGCAUGUGUCUCUACUUUUGUAGUUGCAUAUGUGCAUUCGUUUCGGGCCUGAUGAAGCCAACCAGCAGAAAUACGUAUCGCUCGGGUUACCUAUCCUAUUUUCUGCUCGAAUCCACUUUUUGCAGAUUUUGUCCAUUAUUUUCCUAUUUUUGUUAUAUACCUUUCUCCGCAUGAUAAUUUUCUCUUUGUAUACAUAUAUAUAUAUAUAUAUAUAUAUAUAUAUAUACCGUUUUCUCAGUUAUCCAAAUGCUCAAAUUUGCCUCCAUUCAAUCAUCUUCGCUCAUCUUACCAUUACCGAGAUCCCAAUGGUGAGGGUCGAAUUGAAACACCGGGUAUGAACUUAGUAAAACUACGUAGCCUCAGUAUUAAUAUAAAUAUCAUCUGAUCGUUCAAGUCCUGAAGUCGUCCAUUUUAUACAUUUUCAGCAACAUACUGACUUAGUUUUUGAAUUCUCUUUGCUGAAGUACGGCACCCUUAUUGUUUUUCUUGUUAUUACUUGACAUGCUUCAUGCAUAAGACUGUAUUCUAUCUAGACUAUAGAUUCACUUUGUAUCAAGACAAUUGGGCAUAUUUAGGAAUGAAGCUCUCUGAAAUUGCUGUGCUAGUUUCCGCACAUUUUUGUUUGUUUUAUUGUUAAUUCAGGCAAUCUAGCGAAAAUCAAAUGAAAUUCCGUGGAAGAUUGUAAGUUGACACAAUAUUUGGUAAAAAUGUGUAAAAAGGGUUACUGUUCAAGAAUAUGGGUCGAGCCAGAAAAAAAAAUGUUCUACCACUACUACUAUUUACGUUGAUCACUUUCAAAGCGAUACAAUAACUUGAUGAAAAAGAUAUAACAUGAUUUUUAACACAAUUUUUCACAAAUAUAAAAAUUGAAGGGGAUUAUUUUUUUGUGGUACUACCCAUAUUGUCGUAAAGUUACUCUUUUAAUACCACAUUUUCAGAAAAUAAUCUGUCCACUUAAAAUUUCCCCCAACGAUUUUACUAUAUUUCUUAGUCUAUGUUCCCAUUUUAACUAAAGAAUUCAAUCUGAAAAAUGGUAAAUACUAGCAAUAUGAAAUAUAUCAUUGUAGUGAUAUCUCAUCAAGGUAAAUAAUGAACGUUUUAUAUUACAAAAUUUGUCUUCACAUACUUUCACUCUAGAUACCUGUAGUGUCAAAUCAAAUAAUUUGCAAUACAUAUUAUUUAUGCUCAUAAGUUCAAUGCGUAAAAUAUGUACCCAUGGAUGUUUUCUAGAAUUGUGUUUAUACCUGUGUAAUCAUGGACUUUUUGACAAAGGUUUACACACAUAAAUGUAGACAACGUUCCAAUAUUUAUACAUAAUUAGAACAAUUGAUAACAAUAAAAAGUCUC
Molecule: messenger RNA, 14773 nt
Organism: Acanthoscelides obtectus
Lineage: Eukaryota; Metazoa; Arthropoda; Insecta; Coleoptera; Chrysomelidae
Source: the annotation of a GenBank genome assembly